CCCUGCCGUCGCUACGCUCCUGAGCAGCACCGAAGCAAUGCGGGGAAGCUGGAAUGAAUUGGAUAAAAGGAGACCGAGAGAAGUACAGAUACAAUGGAAGCAACACCUCCUGGGAUGCAGCACCAAAGACAACUGAUAUCGUUUAAAGCCACCAACUGUUUUAACAGGCUCCUGUGUGGUGGUGGUGGGGGGAGCGGAGGGGGGGGGUAAAACAAACUUUCAAUUCCUUUCAUCCCCUGAUCACUCCCCCUGCCCCAUUUUGGGUUUCAGACUAGUGCUGGCUAUUCUGCUCUGCACUUUGAACGCUCUGUUCUGAGUGUGUGUGUGUGUGUGUGUGUGUCGCUCCUUCACUGACUGGCUGGGAACUUUCUCCAUGUACGAGCAACUUGGCAGCUGUCAUUGGGGCUUUAAUCUCGGAGAGGUUGGGGGUUUUAAUUGGAACAUCGACCUCAGCCUGACCUCCCUCCCCUUCCCCAAGAGAAGUGACCAGCUGACAGCCAACUGAGAAAAAUCCACAACAGGGAAAAAAAAACCUCUGUACCAGCGAAACAGGGUGGGGGUGGGGGUGCCUUUACAAAGCAGCUGUAAGUGGAUCUGCUGGUGCCUCCUGUCCAAAACCGUGUGGUGUAUCUGUGAGGGAACUUGAUAUUUCAUCUUCGCUGAGGAGGGGCAGAAAGUGGCACUCCAUGUCCGAACUGGAGGCCAGCGCGUGUUUCAUUGAUUUACUGGAGGGGGAAAGGGUUUUCUCCCAAAACGAGAACAUCGGCAGCACAAUAGCAAACGAAAGCUGGCCUCGGCUGACGUGAACGUGGUGUCUCUGGGAUGUACUUAUAAGCCAAGGAGAGGGUAUUUAAGCACGUGCAUCUGUCCAGCUCAAACCAAAAUCAGCUGUGAAGCCCCCACUCCCCAGUGCUGGAGCAAAAGGAGGAUCACAGGACACAGCUGCAAGCUGACUUGUGCCAGGCUACUCUCUCUCUCUUCUGCUUCCCUUUCGGAGUUGGUGGCAGGAACCCUAUCCCCGUGUGUGUACCAUAUACUGGAUAUAAACUGUUCACCUCACCUCCUACAAGGUCACUUCAGCAACUCUGGGUGUCUGACUUUCAACCUGCAGAUCCUCUUCAAUAUUGAAGCAUUCGAAGGAGUCCCUGCAAUUUCUUCACUUUUAUUUUGGUGCAAAUUUUCAACUGAUUUUAUUUUCCCUGUGUGUUUUGUGGGGAGCAUAGGAUGUAAGUAGCUGUGUGAUCCCUUCCUAUGGACAAGCAGCUAACAGAUUAUUUACUCACCCGUGGUUUCUGUGUGGGCUCUUGCUGCUCGUGAAUUCACCCCCUGUGGCUCGUCGACAUUCAAAUAUUGGUUGCUGCUCUCACCCAACUUACAGAGGUCAUUUGAAGUGUGCAGCGUGGGACCUGCUGGCUAGUUUUCAAGUUGUUCCACACUUUAUCGGUCUCCCAGUCCGUGCUGGUGCGAGGCGCCCUCAGGAUCCAGUGAAUCAUCUGUCCCACUCUCUCUUUCUCCCUCACCAUCACUGCUCUGAGAAACUGAGCUCACUUUCCUUCCCGACCUGCACCGGGCUUUCUGCAGUUCACCCCACUCGACCAAGUUUGCUCCAAUGGUGAUUACCUCCACCAGCGAAGUUGAACAGUCUCCCCCGAGCAUGCUGGCUGCCCUGCAGUCAGAAUGGAUUAAGCAGGAUCCCAUUUGUUACCUGCCCGCCACUCACUGCAGCAAGAAGGCAUCACGAAGUGGGACCAGCUCAGGAUGCAAGCCCCCCUCCUCUCACUGCUUGGCUGCCUCAUUUGGCUUCACCCCCGCUGAGCCCAGCAUGUCAAACCAGCACGGGCACCUGCCUCUUGGCAAUGUGCAGCCCAUGUGUGAACUCCAGCAGGUCCGGCAGGGGCAUCACUGGGGCGUGACCGCUGGCCGGGCACCGACAUCUGACCACCAGAGAGGCAACCACAGCGACAGGGUGUUAUCAGACAUGACGAUCUUACAGAGGAGGAUCCCACUUAGCUUCCGUGAGCCUGGAACAGCGCCCCUGAGGAAACUCUCGGUGGAUUUGAUUAAGACGUACAAGCACAUUAACGAGGUGUACUAUGCCAAGAAGAAGCGCCGGGCCCAACAUGUUCCUCCAGAUGAUUCCAGCAACAAGAAGGAGCGGAAGAUUUACAAUGAGGGUUACGAUGAUGAUAACUAUGACUACAUUGUGAAGAAUGGGGAGAAAUGGAUGGAGCGUUACGAGAUAGACUCCUUGAUCGGGAAGGGCUCGUUUGGACAGGUGGUGAAGGCCUAUGAUCACCAUGAACAGGAAUGGGUGGCUGUUAAGAUCAUCAAGAACAAGAAAGCCUUCCUGAACCAGGCUCAGAUUGAACUGCGCCUCCUGGAGCUCAUGAACAAACAUGACACUGAGAUGAAGUAUUACAUAGUUCACUUGAAGCGACAUUUCAUGUUCCGGAACCAUCUAUGCCUGGUCUUUGAGCUGCUCUCCUACAACCUGUAUGACCUGCUGCGGAACACCAACUUCCGCGGGGUCUCCCUCAACCUGACCCGCAAGUUCGCCCAGCAGAUGUGUACAGCCUUGCUCUUCCUGGCCACCCCUGAGCUCAGCAUCAUCCACUGUGAUCUCAAGCCAGAGAACAUCCUGCUGUGCAACCCCAAGCGCAGUGCCAUCAAGAUUGUUGACUUCGGCAGCUCCUGCCAGCUGGGGCAAAGGAUCUACCAGUAUAUUCAGAGCCGUUUCUAUCGCUCACCCGAAGUGCUGCUUGGCAUGCCCUAUGACUUGGCCAUUGACAUGUGGUCACUGGGCUGUAUCUUGGUGGAGAUGCACACAGGAGAGCCUCUCUUCAGUGGAUCCAAUGAGGUGGAUCAGAUGAAUAAGAUAGUGGAGGUUGUCGGGAUUCCUCCGAGUCACAUGCUGGAACAAGCACCCAAAGCCCGCAAGUACUUUGAGAAGCUCUCUGACGGGCUGUGGGCCAUCAAGAAAGUGAAAGACAUGAAGAAGGAAUAUAAAGCAGCUGCCUCCCGCAAACUCCACAACAUCAUUGGCGUCGAGACAGGGGGUCCCAAUGGGCGACGGGCAGGUGAACCCGGACACACGCCCGCUGAGUACUUGAAGUUCAAGGACUUGAUUCUAAGGAUGCUGGACUAUGAUCCUAAAACGCGAAUCACCCCUUUCUAUGCACUUCAACACAACUUCUUCAAGAAGACCUUGGACGAAGGGACAAACACAAGCAACAGCAUCUCGACCAGCCCUUCGGUGGAGCACAGCCAGUCAGCCAGCACUGCCAGCUCCCUGUCCAGCUCAGGUGGCUCCAGUGGGUCUUCGAGUGAUAACCGGAAUCAGCGGUACACCAACCGAUACUUCAACAGCACCGAGGCUCACACAGACUAUGAAAUGCACAGUCCACAGGUUCCGCCGCCUUCAGUGCACCACCAGCAGCUGCGCCUGUGGACCAGCGGAGACGCGCCAACCAGAAGCAGCAGCGAUCUGUACCCCUCGCUGCUCCCUCACCCCGUGACUGCGGCUCCACAGCAGCACCUCCAAGGUAACGAGCACCACCUCUACCGCCACGGGAGCGUCAGGGUACCACAGCAGCACCAGUACCACCACCACCACCACCACCACCACCACCACCAUCGCCAGCUGCUGCCUGGCUCCCCACCGCUGGCACCCGAUCCUGCUGCCUCUGCCCACGCCUUCCUCCUCCUCUCCCCCCAGAGUCCGGACUCCACCCAGCGAGGAUCCUCGGGUUUGCACCUUCGGACUAGGACAGCCAUACCCGUGCACAGCCUGUACCCACCUUCUGCCCCCCCAGGCUCUGAGACUGACAGCCCGCCGAGGGGUCCCAGGCAGCUCCGCUCCAGACCUGAACCAGACAGCACGCCGAUGAUGGGCUUCUGCCCUCAGCAAAGCUCAACAGCCACUUCCUGAUGAUAACUAAACGGAGAUAAAAGCAAAUUCUAUAUAUUAUAUAAAAGAUGGAAAUGAAUAAAGCCAUAACAUUGAUCAAGUGCUGCAUGGGUCAGGGCAGAGUGGGGGGGUG
This is a messenger RNA of Carcharodon carcharias (great white shark), 4040 nucleotides long. RefSeq names its product dual specificity tyrosine-phosphorylation-regulated kinase 1A-like. NCBI's taxonomy places the organism in Eukaryota, Metazoa, Chordata, Chondrichthyes, Lamniformes, Lamnidae. Gene Ontology annotation, biological process: peptidyl-serine phosphorylation; peptidyl-threonine phosphorylation; protein autophosphorylation. Gene Ontology annotation, cellular component: nucleus. The record is from RefSeq and is a predicted model, not a curated record. Gene Ontology annotation, molecular function: protein serine/threonine/tyrosine kinase activity; transcription coactivator activity; ATP binding. The transcript has 11 exons. Bases 1610 to 3928 code for a protein of 772 amino acids.